Diachasmimorpha longicaudata is the source of this 4109-nucleotide messenger RNA. RefSeq lists its product as uncharacterized. The record is from RefSeq and is a predicted model, not a curated record. The transcript has 2 exons. Lineage: Eukaryota; Metazoa; Arthropoda; Insecta; Hymenoptera; Braconidae. Bases 2113 to 2772 code for a protein of 219 amino acids.
ACCUUCAAGUUUGUUUUCCCGGGAUUUAAAUUAUCAAUAUCCACUUAUGCAAACCUAGUUCAUAUUUUAAAUUUCUUCGACAACCGACAAAUGAUAUUUUGUUGGAAUCACAUUGCAAUUUUGUUCAUUGCAGCACCACUGUAGCCCGGAAACUACACAUUCCCCUGUAAUCAUUAAAACAUCUUUUACAGAAACAAAGUAUUCGUAUUUCCUGGCAAAAUUUCUCAAUGCAAAAUCUUUAGUAUAAAUUUUCCAAAUUAGUUUUCUUGAUUUGUGAUCUCAGUGUAGAAGUUUGAAUGAUGUUUAUUCGAACAAUUUGAUAAGGAGCGGGAAACCGAUCUAAAGUAUAGUGUUUGAGCUGGGAUUCGAGAGGAUGAUUCGUAGGGUCAGAAAAAUCACGGCACGUGUUGAUCACUAAAAGUUACUUUUUUAUUUAAAUAAUUAAUGUCGAUUAUACACGUCACUGUGGCGAAAAAGAUCGCUGUAAAAGCUCCCUACAAACAAACUAAUUAAGUACAAUUUAACUUAAUGCGAUGAUCAAAUAAUUAUACACGUGCGACGCCGAACAAUAAGCGAUGAUCGAGAGCGGUCACUUGCGAGCGAACUGUAGGAUGCUUACACAGGUGCUUUUCUGGCCAUAAAAAGGAACGGUGUGGGGCUAAAUCUCUAAGCUAAACCCAUUUGCGAAUGUUUUUUUUGCUCGCAAAGAUCCUGGACAUUUUUUAAUUAGAUCGCGGUUCAGUAACGUUGGAAACAACGACUAAAUCAAAAUUUCAUAACCUCCCGCAGAUUACACGCUUAUAAAUUCUCAAAAGUAGAUUGAAAAUUCUGAUUUAAUGUGAAGCUAUCAUUUUCGAGCUCUCAUUUCCUGCAAAACAGAAAAUGGUCAGAAUUUCGCUCCAUAUUCAGUUUUAAGACAGAAUUUUUUCUACAUUCGAUUAAUAAUUUAUAUGACAAAAUUUAAAACCAAAACGAAAUGAUCCAACCUGACGCGGCCGGGUUCUGUCGACUGUCAGGGCUCAUAAAUAAGUAGUCGAAAUAUUUAUUAUUAAUGAUCGUUGAGCGCCAGUCAAUUUCGCCGUCAAAUCGAGAAAUGAUGAUGAAAACAAUGGAUGGAAGUAGGAGAUGAGGUUCCAUUGGCAGACCCAAAUGCAAGAAUCAGGAAGAAUAAGCUAAAGAAAUGUAAUCUGAACAGAUAAUUUAAGACAACUUGCAAUUCACUUUGAUGGUUAAUUAACGAGACAGAUAUACAAUGUUGUAUUCCAAGAUUGAAAUAAUUCAAUUUCUAAAAACUUCUUUUAUUUUUAUGAAAGUAUGACAAUUUUCAAAAGUGAUCCACGGUAACUGUGAACUGUGUUCUAGAGAAGUAUCUUCUAGAGACGUCACGAUAGGAGUGAUGAUGUCUGGGUGUUUCAAACGUAUGCAGGGUGAGCUUCGACUCGAGGCGAAUUGUGAACCGACAUGUUUUGGGGGUAAUUCUGAACAGAAAAGUCCUUUUCCACUUUUCGCUCGGACGCAUCCCUGCAGAGAUAUAGGGGUGAAAAGAACGGCCAAUGGGGCGCGAGCGUUGCGCAGCUCUACGUCCGUGUGCCGCGGGCAAGCGGUGUGCGUGCUUCCCCUUCUCGCUAGUGAGUGAAAGAGAAAGGGGAAAAGAUAUUUCAAGACAAUCCUUUCAGGGGGGCAGGGGGGGUGAAUAAAAACCUAUUAUUAUUCAGAUUAGUAUUAUUUAUUAGAGUACAAGGAUAAUCUGAUCGGAUCGCAAAUUUAAAGAAUAAUCGACGAUUAUUAAAUAAAGUAACUAAUUUAUGCAAUUGCCUGAUCAGACAUUUAAUGUUGAAAAUUGAAUUCCAAUUAAAUUCCAAUUAAACAAUGGAUGCCGAAAUUCACAGGAGAUGGCUCGCCAUUUCCCCGGAAUCGGGAGCAAUUGACGCAAAAAAAGCAGCAAACAGCAAAGUAUAGUAAACAGCUAGGGACUCUUUCAAAGAUGAAUUUAUUAAGUUAUUUGGCUACCUGGCUGUCGUAAAUGCCCAUGUGGAAGGGACGAUGUGUCGCACAGCUUUACGACUUGAUCUGUUGCCAUGAGCCGAGAAAAAGGAUUUUCCCACCAGCGGUAUGAAUUGUAGCUCAAAUAUGGGAGGUUUAAGUCCAAAUUUCUCAUCUGCGGACGGUGGAACAAUUGAACAAGAGGAACCGACCAAUGGAGAGGAACAGGCUAUGUUUACCGAUAAAAAUUAUUAUUUUAUAGUUGACAGAGGAAAUUUCUCCACCAAUUUUUCCAAAGCGUCAGUGUGCCGAAAAAUCUCUUCGAAAACAGAGUUGGAUUUUACGUUUUCUUGCUCUGCACUCGAAUAUUCAACUAGUGUUCUUCAAUUCGCGAUAAAAAAGUGCAGUGUGGUGAAAUUUAUUCACAUCGUGAGUGUAAUGGCGAAGUUUACUGCUGCGGAAUAUGCCGAUAUGGUCACCAUUUCCGGUGUUGCGAGGGGUAAUGGCGCAAAAGCAGCACGGUUGUACGCGGAACACUACCCUCAACGAGUGGUACCUGAGACACGUACUUUCCGAAACGCCCUCCAACGUCUCCGAGAGGGAAAUAUUCUCCCGCGAUAUGGGGGAGAAGGGCGUCCAAAACAUGCUGCUGGGGUUCGCGUGGAGGAGGCGAUCCUGGAGGCCGUGGAAGAGGAUCUACAAAAAUCCAUUCGCGCGAUCGCGGCUUCAUUGGGAAUUGGACCGGGCAGGGUACAGAGACUUUUACAGGAGGAAGGCUUUCGCCACUGAAAAUUUACCCCGGUCCAGGAGUUGAAACCCGAGGAUCUCCUGAAUCGUUUGGCCUUCUGUCGAUGGUUCCUCGACACAAGUGAAGAAACUUCAUCAGCAACAUCUUGUGGACGGACGAGAAACUUUUUACGAAGAAGAGGAUCGUCAACCAUCACAAUGAGCAUCAUUGGGCGGUUGAAAAUCCUCGACUCACAAGAAGUUCCAAGUUCCAGUAUCGCUCGGAAACGUUAAAUAUCUGGGGAGGAAUCCUUGGUGAUGAAGUCUACAUUCAUCAUCUUCCAGGGCGUCUCGACGGUGGGAACUAUUUGGGGUUCCUGCAAGAGCAGCUUCCAGCGAUAGUUGGUGAUGGGACGGCUUCCAGGGAUGUAUGGUUCCAGCAAGACGGAGCACCAGCCCAUACCUGUGUUCCAGUGGUCCAGCAGCUGAAUCAAUGGUUUCACCAGCGUUGGAUUGGGAACCGCAACGACCGGGACAGGGCGGGACAACGAGAACCACCCUUUGCGUGGCCCCUGCGUUCUCCAGAUCUCACCCCACUCGAUUUUUUCUUGUGGGGGGACUCUGGAGUCGAGGGUAUACUCUGAUCACCCAGCGAAUCAGGAGGAAAUGGUUGCACUGCUGCACGCUGCAGUUGCAAGUAUUACUCCUGAUGAACUGGAGCGAAUGAAGGCAAAUUUACUACAACGCGCCCGACUCUGCAUUGUCGCUGGAGGUGGACAUUUUGAAAACCUGUUGUAGUUCAUCGAAAAAAAAUCGGCGCUUUUCAGGGCCACCAAAAUAGUCGAACGUGAGAAUACUAUCUUAUUCCCUUUCCCUAUACUUUACAAAAUUAAAUUUUCAAUAAAAAAAACAUUUGAGGAAACACAGUAGGCCUGUAAUUUAAUUCUUUGAAAGAGUCCUUAGCUGUUUGCUGGACUCUGCUGUUUGCUGCUUUUUUGCGUUUAUUGCUACCGAUUCCGCGAAAAUCGCGAGCCAUCCCCUGUGAAUUUCAGCAUCUAUUGUUUAUUGUUAAUUAUCUUCGUAAGAGGCUCUUUUACAGGAGUUUGUCAAAAGACCUUGUUUAAAAGAGAGAGAACAUUCACCUGAAAAUCAAGUGAAGAAUUCGAUAACAUUCAAACCAAGGAAUUCGUCUAGAAUAUUCCAAAACCUUGGGUUGCUAAUAAAGCAAAACAGCCCUCGGGUAUGUAAAGAGACUCAAAAACAAACAAUUAGCUCACUUCUUAUUAAAUAGUUCAACGGCUACAAGUGAAUUCGCAAUUUUGUCAACGAGCAAUUCCCCAUCGAAUAUAUUUAUUCGCUAGUCAGAAUCGAACGCAAUCUAUCGAAGAAUAGUGUUCUAU